Molecule: messenger RNA, 612 nt
Organism: Cladophialophora carrionii CBS 160.54
Lineage: Eukaryota; Fungi; Ascomycota; Eurotiomycetes; Chaetothyriales; Herpotrichiellaceae
Exons: 2
Coding region: 1-612 (203 amino acids)
Source: RefSeq, a predicted model, not a curated record
AUGGCUCCGUGUCUUGUCUACCUGAGCGCAUCUCCGCUCAAAUUGCGCCGUCUCCUGUGGCCGUUUCCAUGGUAUUUCGAGCCACCACCUCGGCCUGCUGUGGCGGAGCUCGAACGAGAUGGAGCAAAUUUCCAAGGCUUACAGCAGCAAGGCAUCAGGCAGCUCCGUCAAAUGCCUCUGUUUCGCAUGUGCGAUACGUGGCUCUGUUCACUUUCUCGUCGCUACGCGGGUAUCUGUUGUGGUGAUCUGAUCCAAAUGAGCUACGAGUGCGAGUAUUUCUUCUUCCACGGCGAAUCGUCCUGGCGGCUCUGUCGCGUUCGAGACCCUAAGGACCCAGACCCCGUCACCUACGCCGUACUCGCCAGCAUGGUCGAAGCACUGGUCGAGGCGUUCAAUUGGCGCCUAGAACUAGGACUCCGGCGGGAUAAAUCAAUCGACUCUUCCGAGAACAGAAGUACCAGCUUCGAACGCGAAGAGGCGCCGACCUGGACCGCUGCUGUCAAGGCUCUACCUGAGACUUUGUAUCUCGACAAAGUUGAAACAGGGUCCCUGGAUAGCUCUUUCUUGAAGAGGGAUAUCCGGGCUCCCAAGGGAUAUUUGUACACCGUGUGA